GGCUGGCUCCCUCCGGAGGCUGGGCCACCGGGAGCGGGGCCUGUGGGCCGCGGCCGCAGCGAAGCAUUGGAGGGCUUCGGGUGGCAUCGCGGGCCGCGCGGACCCGGGUAUGAACGGGCUCCCCUCAGCCGAGGCGCCGGGCGGCGCGGGCUGCGCUCUAGCCGGCCUCCCGCCGCUGCCGCGCGGCCUCAGCGGCCUCCUCAACGCCAGCGGGGGCUCGUGGAGGGAGCUGGAGCGCGUCUACAGUCAGCGGAGCCGCAUCCACGACGAGCUGAGCCGUGCCGCCCGCGCCCCGGACGGCCCCCGCCAAGCCGUGGGGGGCAGCAGCUCGGGCCCUGCAGCUGGCCCCCGCCGCCCGGUCAACCUGGACUCCGCGCUAGCGGCUCUGCGCAAGGAGAUGGUGGGGCUGCGACAGCUGGACAUGUCCCUGCUGUGCCAGCUGUGGGGCCUGUAUGAGUCGAUCCAGGACUACAAGCAUCUGUGUCAAGACCUGAGCUUGUGCCAGGACCUGUCGUCCUCCCUGCACUCGGACAGCUCCUACCCACCCGACGCCGGCCUGUCCGACGACGACGAGCCUCCCGACGCCAGCCUUCCCCCAGACCCUCCGCCGCUCACCGUGCCCCAGACCCACAACGCCCGUGACCAGUGGCUGCAGGACGCCUUCCAGAUCAGCCUCUGAGAAGCCGAGGUGGCUAGCAAUGCGCCCGCACAAAAGGCUCAAAACUUGCCCCUCCGCAGGUCCUUAGUGCCUGCUCCUCACCGGACCGCCUCACCUCACUCCAGGAGGGCAAGGCAUCUUACCCAUCAGGCAAAGCGGCCGAGACACAGCCUCGGCCCGGUGCCCUGGGCUUCCGCCUCUCCAACAUGUGUGCACCCUAGCUUGGCCAGCCCUUAGUCUGACCGUGGAGCUCAAAGUAUCUUGCACUCCCGCUGGCAUCUCUGGGACCGGGAUGAGUGCUUAGCUUCCAUCUCUUUUUACGUCUUUUGCUGCUACUUGCAGCUGCUGGCUCAGGGGCGUCCCUACCUACGGCCCCAGGGUUUCACUACCUGGGACAAGGGCUCCAGGACCCAUCUCUGCAGCCAUUCAGGGCCAGAGAGGCUGAGGUCUCUAUGCUGGAUAUGUAAGUUUAGAGGCCAGUUCCUGGAUGGGAAAAUAAAUAAAUACUUUGAACAUUGUA
Molecule: messenger RNA, 1178 nt
Organism: Psammomys obesus (fat sand rat)
Lineage: Eukaryota; Metazoa; Chordata; Mammalia; Rodentia; Muridae
Gene: Fam89b
Product: family with sequence similarity 89 member B
Exons: 2
Coding region: 110-679 (189 amino acids)
Biological process (GO): establishment of cell polarity; negative regulation of SMAD protein signal transduction; positive regulation of cell migration
Cellular component (GO): cytoplasm; lamellipodium
Molecular function (GO): transcription corepressor binding
Source: RefSeq, a predicted model, not a curated record